This is a messenger RNA of Beta vulgaris subsp. vulgaris (sugar beet), 3544 nucleotides long. RefSeq names its product lysophospholipid acyltransferase LPEAT2. The coding region runs from base 1614 to 3248 and encodes 544 amino acids. The transcript is spliced from 14 exons. Gene Ontology annotation, biological process: phospholipid metabolic process. Lineage: Eukaryota; Viridiplantae; Streptophyta; Magnoliopsida; Caryophyllales; Amaranthaceae. The record is from RefSeq and is a predicted model, not a curated record. Gene Ontology annotation, molecular function: calcium ion binding; lysophosphatidylethanolamine acyltransferase activity.
CAAAAUUUAGGGAUUCUCUUAUACCUUUCUUCUCUCCCGAUACAAUAAGAUCUUUCAUUUCUAACAAUAAUAUGCACCAAUAUAGACGAAAAAAUCCCUUAAUAAAUUUCUAUAUUCACAUGUGCAAAUUGCAAUUCCGAAUUCCAACCCCUUCAUUUUUUUCUGUAGGAUUUGCUCGUGAGAUCCAUGGUGUAACUUGUAACUUAUUGGACAAAACAAGAGUUAAGCAUAAAGUUGAGCCCCAAGUUUUGGUAUUUUUCACCAAUUAGGGACUCAAGUUUUUUUUUUUCACCAAUUGGGUACUGAGACCAAUUUGGAUAGUAAUUAUAAUUUAAUCCCUUUGGUUUAAUUCCCUCACUAGACCCCAAAUCAUAAAUUUCUCUCUUAUACCAAAUUAAGCCACAAACCACCACCACCCCCUCAUCCAACUAGCAGGCAACCACCACCACCAUCCUAUUGUCCGCCACCACAACCAACACCACUGCCCUAUUGUCCGCCACCACAACCACAACCGGCGAGCAAUCUUGGCCGCCCCUAUCCGACCGGCGUCCCUCCACGUGCAACCACCCUCAUCCUCACCCACCUACCCACACUCAUGCUCGCUCACCCUCGCCUGAGAUCUCGCUGGACCUCCAGUCUCAGUCACCACCACACGCCCUUCAACAACCUCACACCAACAACAGCAGAAAACGAACAACCUCAUCAACAAUGGUGGUGGACUGGUGGUUGUUAUUCGAAAUUCUCUCUCACCACCUUCUUCUUUCGUUUGGGUUGCUCAUUGGUUUGGCUUGAGUGCCGCGGAUUUGGUUGUGUUAGAGGUGGACCGUUGGUGGAUUGGUGAGUUGUGUCAUGGUGGGGUUGGAUUUGAUGUUGGAUUGCGGGGUUGUGCUCGGGUUUAGGUUGGGUUUUGGGGUGAUUAACGAUGGUGGUGUUAGGUUUGCUGGAGUGGUGAGGUGAGGUGGAGCUUGGUCGGUGUUGAGUGGAGUGGUGGGCGGUGGUUGUAGCUAGGUGUCUGCUGGUGGUUGUUUUGUGGCAGAUGGUGUUUGUGUGGGUGAGUGUUUGCGUUUGUGGGGAAGAGAGAGAAAGGGGUGAGGGGAGGACUAGAGAAGAGAAUUGAUUAGGGGUGGUUAAGGUUUAAUUGUGGUGAAAAUCAAUCAAAGUACCCAAUUGGUGAAAAAAAAAAACUUGAGUCCCCAAUGGGUGAAAAAUACUAAAACUUGGGGCUCAACUUUAUGCUUAACUCGACAAAACAAUUUCAUUUUAUACCAAACUUUUAUCACAUCAAACAAGAUUUGAUUCCCAUUCAAAUUGUAACACCCUUAUAAAGUAAAAUGAGUCAUUGAGUUUAUAGUUUUUCAAAUAUCCUCCUCCACAAAAAACCGCGUCCCUAUUUCACCAAACCCCACCAUACUUGAUACUUUCGCACAUUCUCUCUCCUCCCUAAAUUGUCUGAUUUUCCCCGGUUUUUCACUUCAAAUUAAAACUCCUAGAAUCUUUCCAAAUAUUCUUCAGCACAAAAUUCAUCGAAUUCUUCACCAAAUUCCUCUACUCUCUCUACUUUUUCUUCCCUGCUGACUGAUCUUUCUCUCUCCUCCAAUCUUGGAGCUGCAUUAAUGGCGGAUCCAACUCCUUUUUUGACCCAUGAUACUACUGAUCAAAACCCAGUAUCAGAUUCAUCAUCACUUUCUGAAAACCCCCAUCUUUGUAUCACCAUUAAAGAUCUUGGGUCUGAAAAUCCCCAAAUUGACCCACAAAACCCCUUUGAGUUUCUGGGUGUUGAUGGGUUUUGUGUUCCAACUUCAACUACUGCUGAUCCUUUCAGAAAUCAUACCCUUAAAAUUUCUGGGUUUUAUGAGUGGGUUAAGAUUCUAAUUUGUAUACCUAUUGCUGCAAUUCGAUUGGUGAUUUUUGGGUUGACUUUGUUAGUUGGGUAUGUUGUUACUUUGAUUGCAAUUCAUGGGUGGAAAGAUAAGCAUAAUCCUAUGCCUAGAUGGCGCUCUAAUCUUAUGUGGGUUACUCGUUUAUGUGCUCGUUGUAUACUCUUCUCUUUUGGCUACCAGUGGAUAAAACGGAAAGGCCGGCCAGCACCGAGAGAGGUGGCUCCAAUUGUUGUUUCAAACCAUGUAUCAUACAUUGACCCAAUCUUCUUUUUCUAUGAGUUGUUCCCCACAAUUGUUGCAUCUGAUUCCCAUGAUUCAAUGCCCUUAGUUGGGACUAUUAUCAGAGCUAUGCAGGUUAUAUAUGUAAAUAGGUUCUCAUCUUCAUCAAGGAAAAAUGCUGUUAAUGAGAUAAAGAGAAAGGCUUCCUGCAAGAGAUUUCCUCGUGUUCUAUUAUUUCCGGAGGGAACCACCACCAACGGGAAAUUCCUUCUUUCUUUCCAAAUGGGAGCAUUCAUACCUAAUAAGCCAAUCCAGCCUGUCAUUGUCCGUUAUCCUCAUGUACAUUUUGAUCAAUCUUGGGGCAAUAUUUCCUUGGCAAGGCUGAUGUUUCGAAUGUUCACUCAGUUUCACAAUUACAUGGAGGUGGAGUACCUUCCAGUUAUACGACCUAUGCAGAGUCAAAAAGAAAAUGUGUCCCUUUUUGCCGAAAGGACUGCCCAUGCUAUGGCCACUUCUUUAAAUCUUGUGCAAACAUCUUAUACCUACGGGGACAUGCUGCUUCUGAUGAAAGCAGUUGAACUGAAACAGGAAAAUCCUUCAAGAUAUAUGGUUGAAUUGGGUCAUAUAAAUUCAUCAUAUCGCAUUAACACUAUGGAGGCUUUGGAAUUCUUGGAGAAGUUUAUAUCCAUGAAUCCUGAUGACAGUGGCAGUGUACAGAUUGAGGAUUUCUUAAGAGCUUUGAGAUUAAAGCCUUGUGGUUUGUCUGAGAAGAUUUUUUCAUUUGUUGAUAUUGAGAAGAUGGGAAAGAUUACUUUCAAGCAGUUUUUAUUGGCAUCAAACCAUAUCAUGAAACAACCAUUAUUUCAACGUGCCUGUGAAUUUUCUUUUGUCAAAUGUGGUGAUGGGAUCCAGGAUCACAUAUUGAAUAAAGAGUUUGGAGAUGCGAUUCGACUGAGUAUUCCAGAUGCCAAUGAGCAUGAUGUGAAGGAACUUUUCAAUAUGUUCGACAUGGAUAGAGAUGGAAAAAUUCAGAAGCACGAGUUUCUGGGUUGCUUAAGAAGAAAUCCACUUCUUAUUGCCCUCUUUUCACCUCUUCUUCAAGUUGAGUUUGCGCAAACUAGCAAUGGGCUUUUAGAGGAGAUGGUUUGAAAUUUUCAUUGGCAUUUUCGGUGGAUUGAUUGCAUGAUUGGUGUGCCGUUAUUUUUCUUAUUCUUCUCUUCCUCUGGAGAGUGGGUUGGGAAUGGCAGAUGGAUCUGGAAAUUUUUGCAACUUCAGAUCCUUCAUGUAGCUUAGUUCAUGGUUCUUUGUAAAACCAAUCUGGGGGAAAUUUUUUGUGUCACAAGAUUUAUUAGUAUAGGAAAAAAAAAUACUAUGAUAGUGUGAUGUAGUCAUGGUUUCAUGACAAAAGGCAGUGCUUUUUUGAUAUACAUAUAUUGUUUGGUAUA